Elaeis guineensis (African oil palm) is the source of this 2216-nucleotide messenger RNA. Its product is annotated as aspartyl protease family protein 2. Gene Ontology annotation, molecular function: aspartic-type endopeptidase activity. Gene Ontology annotation, biological process: proteolysis. The record is from RefSeq and is a predicted model, not a curated record. NCBI's taxonomy places the organism in Eukaryota, Viridiplantae, Streptophyta, Magnoliopsida, Arecales, Arecaceae.
CUAUGAAACUACACUCAAUGCCAAAUCCACUCUUCCUGAGAUCUCUUCCUUAAAUGAUUGACAAUGUAGGGAGACAUAAGAUUUAUAAAUAACGCAUCUAGCUUGGUCCUGGAAAUCAUCAAAAUCACCAAAUUAAAAGACUCAAGAAGCCAUUAUUAGGUCAAUCACCAUCUCUACGGGCCCUUUACCGGAAGAAACAAUAUAAGGCAGAGUCCAUCAUCACCUUCUUCGUCUCGCCCGGCAGAACUGUAGAUCAGUUCCCAAUUGCACAAAAUUAAGGUUCGACGUGCAUAAAAAUUAGGCAGGGGCAUUUCGCGUCAUAAAAACAUUUACUCGAGGUCCUCCACAGCCCCAGAUCCCAGCUACCACCCCUUAAUUCCAGGGCCGCACCCCAUCUCGCCUUUAAAUACCCCACUCACUCAUUACCCUUCUUUAUCACUCCGGAAUCCGUGCUCCCCUGCCAUGGCAAUGGCGGUGACCAUACCUUACGCCUUCUUCGUCUCUCUCCUUGCUUUCCUGCUCAUCGCCAAUGGCGCUUCGAAGCGCCUCGAGUACCAAACCCUUGUCGUCACCCCUCUCCGGCCCACUCCCGCUCUCCUCCCCGACGACGACUUCCUCACCUGGACUUCCGACUCUCAAACCCCUGCCGACGAGACGGACCUCUCCCCUGCCGGCGGCGGAGCCUUUUCCUCCUCCUUCCACGUCAGCCUCGCCCAUAGGGACUCCCUCCUCGCCGCCAACACCACCCCGGAGCACCUCCUCCGCCUCCGCCUCGGCCGGGAUGCUGCCCGGGUGGCCAACCUCCAUAAGAUCCUCGCGGCGGCAACGGCGGCCGGGAAUGCCACCCACGCCGUCGGGGCUCGGCCGAGGGGGUUCAGCGCCUCGGUGGUGUCCGGGCUUUCCCAGGGCAGUGGGGAGUACUUCACCCGAAUCGGGAUCGGCACGCCGGCGAGGUACCUGAACAUGGUGCUCGACACCGGCAGCGACGUGGUGUGGCUCCAGUGCGCACCCUGCAGGCGUUGCUACUCCCAGACGGACCCCAUCUUCGAUCCCCGCCAGUCCCGCUCUUACGCCGCCGUCCCCUGCGAGGCGCCGCUCUGCCGCCGGCUCGACGUCGCCGGAUGCGACACCCGCCGCCGGUCGUGCCUCUACCUGGUCUCCUACGGCGAUGGGUCGAUUACCACCGGCGAGUUCUCGACGGAGACCCUCACCUUCCGCGGCGGCGUCCGGGUGGCGCGGAUCGCGCUGGGGUGUGGCCACGACAACGAGGGGCUCUUCGUGGCGGCCGCAGGGUUGCUGGGGCUCGGCCAGGGGAGCCUCUCGUUCCCGUCCCAGGCGGGCCGGCGCUUCGGUCACCGGUUUUCCUAUUGUCUGGUGGACCGAACCUCCUCCGGCUCCGCCGCCUCGCCGGUGAAGUCCUCCUUGGUGGUGUUCGGCGACUCGGCGGUGCCCCGGCCGGGGGCGGCGGUGGCGUUCACGCCGAUGUUGCGGAACCCGAAAAUGGACACGUUCUACUACGUGGAGCUGACGGGAAUCAGCGUGGGGGGUUCCCAGGUGGCCGGAGUCUCGGCGGCGGACCUUCGGCUGAACCCGGCGACAGGGAAGGGAGGGGUGAUCGUGGACUCGGGGACAUCGGUGACGCGGCUGGUGCGGCCGGCGUACGCGGCGCUGCGGGACGCGUUCAAGGCCGGCGCGGCGGAGCUGAGGGAGGCGCCGGGCGGGUUCUCGCUGUUCGACACGUGCUACAACCUUGCCGGGAAGACGGAGGUGAAGGUGCCGACGGUGGUGAUGCAUCUCGGCGGCGGGGCGUCGGUGCCGCUACCGGCGGAGAACUACCUGAUCCCGGUGGACACCAAGGGGACCUUCUGCUUCGCCUUUGCCGGGACCGAGAGCGGGGUGUCCAUCAUCGGUAACAUCCAGCAGCAGGGUUUCCGGGUGGUCUUCGAUGGCGCCAGGUCGAGGGUGGGGUUUCUGCCCCGCGGGUGCUAACUAAUCUCGGUGGGGGCGGCCGUCGGCGUCGGGUGGAGAGCUCAAAAGGCUUCCGUGUCCCGCCCGGUGUCGUUUCCGCGCGAGCCGUUACGUUCUAUCUCUAGUAUCAUAUUCUGUUAAGAGGCUGAAAAGAAGCGAGAGUAAAGUACCUGGUUUAUGUUUUUGGCUAUUAAAUGACCACGUUGUGGGCAAGCUUCUAACGUUGUUUUACUUAAGUUUUUGUAUUA